Ahaetulla prasina is the source of this 3813-nucleotide messenger RNA. RefSeq names its product ER membrane protein complex subunit 1 (gene EMC1). Gene Ontology annotation, molecular function: protein binding. The transcript is spliced from 22 exons. Gene Ontology annotation, cellular component: EMC complex. The coding region runs from base 49 to 2973 and encodes 974 amino acids. Lineage: Eukaryota; Metazoa; Chordata; Lepidosauria; Squamata; Colubridae. The record is from RefSeq and is a predicted model, not a curated record. Gene Ontology annotation, biological process: protein folding in endoplasmic reticulum.
CUUUCCUUCCCCCCCCCCCUUUCCGGCUCCUGUCUCCUUUUGGCCGUCAUGGCGGCGCCCGUCUGUCCGCUGCUCGUUUUGUCGCUCCUGCUCCUUUCUUGGCUUCCCCCGCCGGCGGGCGCCGUCUACGAGGACCAAGUGGGCAAGUUCGACUGGAGGCAGCAGUACGUGGGGAAGCUCAAAUUCGCCUUUUUGGAAGCCUCCCCCGCCUCCAAGAAGCUGAUUGUGGCUACGGAAGAGAACGUGGUGGCUGCCCUGAACUCCCGCAGCGGUGAAAUCCUGUGGCGACAUGUGGACAAAGGGACUCCUGAAGGAGCAGUGGAUGCCAUGCUGAUCCACGGGCAAGAUGCCGUCACGGUUUCCAACGGAGGUCGUCUCCUGCGCUCUUGGGAAACAAACAUCGGUGGCCUGAACUGGGAGGUUUUGAUGGACGCUGGCAGCUUUCAGGUGGCUAGUUUGGUGGGAGUCCAAGACGCUGUGAAGUAUGUGGCCGUUUUGAAGAAAAGCGCCCUCCUCCUCCAUUAUCUCUCCAACGGUUACCAAAAAUGGAUAGAACAUUUGCCAGAAAGCGAGAUUGUCCAGUAUCAGCUGGUCUAUUCCCACGGAACAGGCGUGGUGCACGUGGUCGGAAUUUCUCCGCAAAGCCACCUCAGCAUCCUGACCUUCAGCGUUGAGGAUGGGGAAAUGACGAGACAGAUCAGGGUGGCAGCUCCCUGGUUGAGGAAUCUAGCUGGGACUUGCAACAUCGUAGAGGAAGCCACGCUCGUGUGCGUGAACCCAGCCACCCAAUCCCUUUACACCUUGUCUCUGGAGGCAGAGGAGGAGAUGAAGGAGGUUCCGCUGCAGUCUCUCGGCCUGGAAUUUGCGGACAUUUCCGAGGCCCGUAUCCUGUCCUCUCAGCCGAACCCAGCCAGAGCUCCCCGGCCUCAGUUCUUCCUGCGUCUGUCGCCAACUCACUUCGCUCUCUUGCAAUAUCGGCACGGCGUCUUGAGCCUCCUUCGGAAUUUCCCACAGGCCAGCCUUGCGACUUUUGCGACUACCGGUGAGAAGACGGUGACGGCCGUCCUGGCCUGCAAGGGCGAAGGGGAAGGCCUUUCUUGCCCCGCCCAGUCCUACACCGUCAACUUGUACCUGGCUGAAACCGGGCAGAGACUUCUGGACACCCUCAUCACCUUCACUCUGGAGAAAAGUAGCAUCAGGCCUGAGCAGCUCUUCAUUCAGGUCUUUUUAAAGAAGGACGACUCCGUCGGGUACCGCGCUUUGGUGCAAACAAAAGAUCACCUCCUCCUGUUCCUGCAACAGCCAGGAAAAAUUUGGUGGAGCCGGGAGGAGUCCCUGGCCGAGGUCGUUAGCCUGGAGAUGGUUGACCUGCCCUUGACAGGGGCCCAGGCGGAACUGGAGGGCGAAUUUGGGAAGAAAGCCGACGGCCUCCUGGGCAUGUUCUUCAAACGCCUGUCCUCUCAGCUCAUCCUGCUCCAGGCCUGGACCGCUCAUCUCUGGAAGAUGUUCUACGACGCCCGGAAACCCCGGAGCCAGAUGAAGAACGAGUUCAACGUCGAUAACUUAGCCCGGGACGAGUUCAACCUGCAGAAGAUGAUCGUGAUCGCCACAGCCUCCGGAAAGCUUUUCGGAAUAGAGAGCAGCUCGGGGACGAUCCUAUGGAAGCAGUUCCUUCAGGACGUGCGUCCAGGCUCUUCCUUCAAGCUGAUGGUCCAGAGGACGACGGCGCAUUUCCCCCACCCCCCACAGUGCACCCUGUUGGUCAAGGACAAGGAGUCGGGCCUCAGCAAACUCUACGUCUUCAACCCCAUCUUCGGCAAGUGGAGCCAGGUGACCCCCCCGAGGCUGAGCCGCCCCGUCCUUCAAUCCAUCCUGCUUCCCAUCAUGGACCAGGAUUACGCCAAAGUCCUGCUCUUGAUUGAUGACGAAUACAAGGUGACCGUCUUCCCGGCCACCAAGAACGUCCUGCGGCAGCUGGAAGAAAUUGCCCCCUCCAUCACUUUCUACCUGGCGGAUGAGAAACGGGGGAAGUUGAUGGGACGGAGGCUGAGAAGGGAUCUGGCAACUGAAGAGACAUGGGAUGUUACCAUCCCUCCUGAUCUGCAGCGCAUCGUGACGGUGAAAGGGAAGCGGGCCAAUGAGCACGUCCACUCUCAAGGCCGAGUGAUGGGUGACCGCAGUGUCCUGUACAAGUCACUGAAUCCCAACCUGCUGGCUGUAGUGACCGAGAGCACAGACACCCACCCGGAGCGCUCGUUCAUCGGAAUCUACUUGAUCGAUGGCGUCACCGGCCGGAUCAUCCACUCCUCGGUGCAGAAGAAGGCCGAGGGGCCAGUGCACAUUGUCCAUUCGGAGAACUGGGUGGUGUACCUAUAUUGGAACGCCAAGGCCCGUCGGAACGAGUUCACGGUGCUGGAGCUGUACGAGGGCACCACACAAUACAACGCCACGGCCUUCAGCUCCCUGGACCGGCCCUACUGGCCCCAGGUGCUGCAACAGUCCUACAUUUUCCCCUCCGCCAUCAGCGCCAUGGAAGCCACCAUCACCGAGCGUGGUGUCACGAGUCGCCAUCUGCUGAUCGGACUUCCCUCGGGGGCCAUCUUGUCCCUCCCCAAGGCUUUGCUGGAUCCACGCCGGCCGGAAGUCCCCACAGAGCAGACGAGGGAAGAAAACCUGAUCCCUUAUUCCCCGGAUGUUCAAAUCCACGCCGAGAGGUUCAUCAACUACAAUCAAACCAUCUCUCGAAUGAGGGGCAUUUACACAGCCCCAUCGGGCCUGGAGUCCACUUGUCUGGUGGUGGCUUAUGGGUUAGACAUCUACCAGACCAGAGUCUACCCCUCCAAACAGUUCGACGUGCUCAAAGACGAUUACGAUUAUGUCUUGAUCAGCAGCGUGUUGUUUGGGUUGAUCUUUGCCACCAUGAUCACCAAGAGACUGGCUCAGGUGAAGCUGCUGAACCGUGCCUGGCGGUAACAGGAGAGAUACAGACUGAUCUGCCCUUGAGGGCGCACGGCCGAGCCCUCGCCAGGGGAUCCCGGUGGGUUGCAGCCUCACCCCCCCGUCCUUCGAUGCCUGCGCUGCAAAACUGCUUCGCCGUGGGACUUUCUUACGACAAUUUUCUGUGGAAAAUGCAGGAGAUGAAUCUGAAAAAAAAUGGAUAUAAACCGGGGCAUAAGUGAGCCUGUUCAAACUUUAGUGUCUCUAGCAAGGAAUUCAAAGAGAGACAUUUCCCCACAUUGAAUUUUUAAACUUUUCUUCCUUAAUUGGCUCUUCCCCCCCCCCUCCUUUUGUCUUAUAGUUCCCUAAUUUAUAUUGAAUUUUUUCGGUCGGUCCAGAUUUGGGUUAUGGGAAUACUUGAAGCUCGUUGGGAAAAAAAAGGCAAGUCUGCCUUUCUAAAUGAAAGAUUUUUCCUGAAUGUGUUUUUCCUCUUUUCUCCUGGUCGGUUUAUUUAUAUUUAUUCUGGGGAGGGUUUUGGGUCGCGGUGGGUAGAGUCUAAAUCUGGAGUUUGCAGGGUAGAAAUUGCAUUUUCUGUCGGAAAAAUGUGAAGUCAGACCUAAUUCCCCCUGUAUGCAGAUCAGGCACAGCAGAAAUAAAAGAAAAUAACAGUGAUUUUGCUUCUUUGGCUCCCUGGUGGUGUGUUUAACUGGCAGGUUCCCCUGGAAAUGAAGGCUUGCAACCCGUUGCCUAAGGAGCACCAUUAUUUUCACCAACUUUAUUAAAUUUAAAAAUAUAAAGACUAUAUAAAAUAACAAAAUAUUUUAGAUUGCAAGCUCUUUGAAUCAAUUUAUUUAUUUGUAUUUUAAGCCAUUAAUG